CGCAAAACGACCCGCUGCAGUGUUGAAGCGGCCGGAGGUUUUUACAAGCGAUGCGCGCCCGCGCAUCGCGCGUCUCGAAAUUUGGCAUGAUCUCGUGUGGGUAAUGUCGCUUCUAGUUCUAGUAUUACUAUUAAUUUGGACAAUUAUGAAGACACAACAAGAAUAAAUGAAAAAUUCGUCUUACAGUUGGGUGUGAACAAGAUCAAGACUGACGACCUACCCGUAGCCGUACCCGGCGCCCCUGUAGUAUUGUUACUGCUGUCUGUUACUGAUAAAAACCCAAGUUGUCCUCGACAGUUUUUCCUUUUCGGUUUUCCUUUUGGUUUGAUGUCCACUCACGCCAGUUUCAUCAAUCUUCGUUUGAUAUCGAAUUUCUGUGCCGCAAAAAUGUAAAAUCACUGUCCAAUUAUGUCAUCCUUGCUGUUCCAUGAAGACAUUACGCCGCGCGGCUAUACUUUAUUUGGCGCAGACCACGACGACCUCUAAAACAGAAGAAAGGCUCUUGCCUCUUUUGACAAGGUAAUUUGAGCACAAUGGUGGAGUCUGGCAGUGUUAAUAAUGCACUCAGCAAUCAAGGAACACCUCAGCAGGACAGCAUUUCGCUUGUGCGGCGGAGGGCGAAGGAAGCAGGAAAGAAGCCGCGGCACCCUCAGCUUUGCACCGUGAAUUUGUAUGAUAUUCGCGAGGAUGUAACCGAUAAUGUCGACCGCGUGAAGGACGCGGUACUGGACUACCUCCACAGCUUCCAGCAGCUCUCUGUUGGCAACAAGAAGAACGAGGCAAAAAACAAAGCGAUAAAUAAGAAAUCCGGAGCAGAGCAGUCUCCUGGAGACGAUGAGGAAGAGCCGGUGUUUUUCCAUGUCACCUUGGAGGUGUACGGGAUGGAGGUUUCCUACCGUGUGGGGCAGGGCGUGGAGGCAUGGAUGACGACGGAUCCCCGCCUAUCCUGUGUGAAAACGACCUCAGCUGCUGCCCAUCGCACGUGUCUCGCAUGCCCAUCAAAGCGUUUGUUUUAUCCCUUGCGCUUGCGUGUCGUCCCCAUGCAUAAUUUAAUAAUUGGUAGCGUUUUAUUCUGAUGGAGUGUAGUUAGGGAAUGAUUUGUGACGAAGAUACUGCUACAAAACCAUGCGUAUUUCGUCGAUUGGAUGUGUUGAUGUUGAGUCUGUGCUAUGUAUUUCUCGCCGCCGCCGCGGAGACGAGUACACUCACAGCAGCCCCCUAAAUGUCAACAUGCGUGGCUAGAACGGCUGCUAGUACUUCUGCUAUACUUGCACGGGUAGAUCAAAUUCCACCUAUCUUGAAUGCUACGAGCACCUAGUAGAUGCGUUUUUGCACAGGAUCGUGCCCGGGGCUCGAAGCCGCGGGGCAGGAUGAAGUGGCAGGCGCUCUGAAGGCCGUGGAGUAUCCUCUUCCGGGCACGGGACCACCUGUGCGGAGCUCCAAGUACACGACGUUGUUGCUGAAGAAGGCCGUUGGCUUCACCAACCUCACGGUCGACGAGAUACUGGAGGUUGUGGACUCGGGGCUGCGCCACCCCAGCACCAAGAAGAACAACGCAUUCCAGUUCGUGCAGGGGUUUUGCAAGUAUCUUGGAGUGGAAGCUGAGGCGCUGCCGCACUGGCUGCUUGAGGUGGCGCUCACGGGGAACGUAGACCCGGAGGAGAAUCAGGAAGCAACCGAGACGCGGGCCUUCCAGGUCACCGGCGUCUGGAUCCAGGAGGAUGUAGCGAAGCUAAUGACCUACGAGAGUAGCGCUUUCAACCCGGUCGAAGCAGAAGCGCAGUUUCGUGCGCUUCUACCUGCGAACCCCGGGUCGCAUACCGGCGUCGUUGCGGCGACACAGGACCCGUUUGCCCCGCGGGGAGGGAAGCUGCGCGGCGGCGCUCUUGUAUGUGACUUGUUCUGCGACAAGAGUGUGGCCGGUCCGGUCGUCGACCUUCUUCCCGGACUGGGCCCCUCUUCCUUACCAGCAGGCGCAGCUGCGCCGUCUGCGCCCGGAGCUGGACCUGGCGUGGGUGCUGCGGCGAUCGCAGGAGGUGGAACCGCCGCAAGUAGUGCAGCCGUUGCAAGGAACGCGGACGCGGACGUGCGGGGUGCAGCACUCCUGAUGCAGCAUUUGUACUGUGAACCUUUUCGCCGCCCUGAGCAAUUGGAGGAAGACGAGAUUCUCACGCAAGAUCGGGAUAACUCUGGCCUGCUGGUAAAGGCUAAGUCUCGUCGGGCUGCAAAGCUGCGUGCGGCCGCACGAAAUAAAGCUGAAAAGAUGAAGGGACGAACAAAGUCUGGUGUGGGGGAGAUCGCGACGAGGGAACGUUCCGAGACAUACCUCAGGACGAUAGCCCGCAAUGGUAUCGUGUAUGACGCUACGGAAACGAACACAUCAAGUGAGUCCCGUCACUGUAGUCAGUUCCCCCUUUUAAUAUUCCGUAUGAACGACCACAAAGAAAAGUCUUGUACUUUUUUUUUCCUUUUAUCUCUCACUAUCUAUUAUGCGCAGUUUCGCAUAAGCAUAAGGGCGCGCUUCUUACAAUUCCAGCUGCUUGUCUACCUCUACGCCAUUAUCAUCAUGAAUCUUUGCGGCGCGGCACCAGAAAAAGGAAUAAAGAGGGCCCGCCAGGCGCUUGAGUUUUCAUGUACAGCUGCUCAGAAGUAGACGAUAAUGAAGCUUUAGUUGAUGAGACGAUGCAUACGGGUACAACUUCUAGCUCUAGUAGUUGUUCUGGAACUGAUACAGUUGUCGCUUUUCGCUUUGAUAGAAGCAGCCUUCCUCUCCGCAGUCGAGUUCGAGACCGAGACAAGGGCGGCGAUGAGCACAAACGUUCUUCAGAAGAAGCCGGAAGCACACCCAGCGCGCUUCUUCCAACUGCUACAGCAAAAUAAGUACGUCGUGGCGCCACCGUCGACGUCCUCGUCCCAGGGACCGCAGCAGCGCGCCGCAAGCAGUGCUGCUUUUCAGCUUGUCAGUUCGGCUGCCCGUGAGACGACCUUUCGGUACGUAUGCCACGCAUUUGCGGAAGAGACGGCGUUUUGGGUCGCUCUCCUGCUAGCCGACCACACACUAUUAAGAAUGGAACAGGAACAAGCGGACGCAGCUCUGCGUCAGGUGCACACGACAGGCACGGAAGCAGCACCGUUGGAGCCUCCGCUGAUAUUCCCAGAAAAUUAUCCAUUCUCAUCUAGUCAUUUUGCAUGACGAAAGUAGUCCAUGUUGAUGUUUUUUUGCAUGCCAAAUGCAAAUCGGGCGCCUACCUGAUACACCUUCCCUGCGUUCCGGCCACCUGCGGCCGUUUGCUCGGGGGGAGGCAGGGUGAAAAUGUCCUGCGCCUGCGUGUCUGUUUAGCAUGACAAAUUGGGUGGAGGGGAUAGGGUAUUUUCAGGGAAUAGCCGACUUCGGUACCUCCAAAUUUGAAUGCAGGAGCCGGAAGGAGCGCUUCUGAUUUCUUGACGAGCGACCGAUCUCCCUACCCAACGGGGCAACUUUGUUACGCCAUCGGACGCCUGAACCAUGGCUUGCGAGUCGCAGAGGCCCACAACCGGAGAGGUUCCGUACUUUCGGCAAAUAGCACGACCUCAUCUACUACGCUUGCCGCAGAGAACUACGUGGGGGGUCCUCCUCGCGCAGACGCCACAUCUUUUGCGCCCUCGCUCGACGAGCAACGACGACGCGACGACGGGCUCGUUGCGCCCGAAGAGAUACGCGCGCUGUUAAUUCGCAUUUUUCCGCUGGAGCUGCAGCAGUUUUCGCCGGGGCGCCAGCUGCUGGCGGCCAAAGGCAUUCUCCGAGAAUGUUUGACGAGAGAACAGGAAGGUCGCUUGUUGCUGCAACCCCUCAGUUCCGGAUUGGAGGAUCAGGUGUUGCAGAGAUACGUCAAGCUGUCUGCGAACCCGUCGGGGAACAAAGAUGACAAGGAAGUGGCAGAAGCUGCGAUGCGCCUUCGGGAACAGCGGCAGAGGCAGCUACGGGUCUUGAGCAUGAACGGUGGUCGUUUAUGGAGAAAAAAUAUAUAAAAACUCCGUCCUACUUUCUAGUUAGUCACACUCUCGUGUUUUUGCAGUAUAGAAGUACCAGAACAAGCAAUUCUGUCAUGCUGCGAGCAGAUAAGCUUUUGCCUUUGCGUUGCAGCUAAUGAACCAUAAAUACGCCACGGCAGCAGGAGCUCGUGAUGUUUGUCUAACUACAUUUUUACCGGAUAUUCAAGAUGGAGUAAAGAUUUGAGUUUGAUGUUAUUGCUCCAGACGAUAAGGGUGCUCUCGAGCAAAAAUGAUACUAAGCUACUAGUAUUUACUGUGACGGAGUUUUGGUCCUCUCCAUACGGUUCACCGGGGACCGGUACUAUCAUAGUACGGCGACGUGCAUCGGAUACAAGUCUUCGUCUGGGUCCGGCGGACGUCAACGAGUCACGUCCUGAGGGUGGGGCUGGUGAAAGCGACGAGGUUUCGUCGCAGCCGUUUGCGGUCGUUCUAGAGCAGUGCCGGGCCCAGCGCAGUGCAGGCUGCAAUGUUGCUCAGUGGGCGGACGAGCUUUUCCCGCAGCAGGCGGCGCCCACGGCAAGCGCAGCACUUACGUCCGGAGACAAAAUGUACGAACGCGUCCGGCAGGUAUUUAGUCCGGCGGUGAAAAAGGAACAGUCAGCAGCCCUAUGUGCGAAAUAUGGGAGAUUGCAACACGGUUUGCUGUCCUCUCUCGUUCUCUAGUGCAACUCUAAUUUGCUUGAACACAACAACUUCAGCUUCCGUUUGAAUUGCAAAGGCAAAGGGAAAGUCAUCAAGCACAAAC
This is a messenger RNA of Amoebophrya sp. A120, 4777 nucleotides long. Lineage: Eukaryota; Dinophyceae; Syndiniales; Amoebophryaceae. The record is from the annotation of a GenBank genome assembly.